This is a messenger RNA of Toxotes jaculatrix (banded archerfish), 1317 nucleotides long. RefSeq names its product bMERB domain containing 1 (gene bmerb1). NCBI's taxonomy places the organism in Eukaryota, Metazoa, Chordata, Actinopteri, Toxotidae. Gene Ontology annotation, cellular component: microtubule cytoskeleton. Gene Ontology annotation, biological process: negative regulation of microtubule depolymerization. The transcript is spliced from 6 exons. The coding region runs from base 1 to 585 and encodes 194 amino acids. The record is from RefSeq and is a predicted model, not a curated record.
AUGGAACUGAAGAAAUCUAUUUCGGACACCGAGCGCGCGCUCAGGAGCUACGGCGCCGUGUCGGAAACGGCAUGGACAACGGACAAAGGUCAUUCAGACGUGUCCAUGGCAGAGAGCACCAUGUCUCCAGAGGAGAUCGAGGUGGAGAUGGCUCGUAUCCAGCGCCUGCGAGAGGUCCUGGUACGCCGGGAGUCCGAGCUGCGCUUCAUGAUGGAUGACAUUCAGCUCUGCAAAGACAUCAUGAGUCUAAAGCAGGAGCUGAGACAGAUUGUCACAGUACCAGAGAAAGAAAAAAACAAAAAGCAUAGGCAGCGGGAAGAGGAGCUGAUCCUGAAGAUCCAUAAGCUGGUGCAGAAGAGGGAUUUCCUGGUGGAUGAUGCAGAGGUGGAGAGAUUAAGGGAGCGAGAGGAGGACAAGGAGAUGGCUGAGUUUCUCAGACUGAAGCUGAUGCCUCUGGAGAACAAGCUCAAAGUCGCACAAAGUGAACAAAUCCUGGAGCCGCCCCCCAACAAACCAUCCAUCACCAAGUCAGGAGUGGCCAUCAUUAAGGACUGCUGCGGAGCCACCCAAUGUGCCGUCAUGUAACUGACAGAGGCCUCUCUAUGACCCCGCUCCACGUGUCAGAAACCACACACUCACAUCACAUGACAUUGCUAAUAUAUCACUUCCUGUGACUCAGAGAACCCCGGUUAGCCGUGUCUCCCCUGGACUCUGUUAAGAAGUCAGGUUUGUAAAUUUAAAUAUAGUCUCAGCCACAGAGGGCCAGCCAGAGCUUUGGAAACUGAUCCCUACUCGAGGAGCUUUUGUCAGUGAAGACCUGCUUGUCAGCCGUGUUAUAUGCAGUAAAGGGGUGUGCAACGGAUACAGCAGCAAAAAUAAUGAGGGGCAGAGAAACAGGGGUGUUGUACAUAAGAAACAGUCGAAUAAAUAUAUGUGUUAAUCGAGAGGCAGAUUCCUUUAUGUAACAUUCCUUGUCAGGGUGGUGAUAUGGUUUACAAUGAUGUAUCUGAUACAUGUAGGUAGAGAACUACAAGCACAAAGUCUACACAGUGAACUAUAGACACUGGGUUUCUCUGUCUGACAGGAAAACAAACAUCUGUUUGCUCCGUCUGGUCAUUUUUGAUAAUGGGUUAUUUCUUCAUCCAUUUCAGCCAUUUAACACAAACUAGUGAGCCUGUUUCACUUUCAGGAGAACUACAACUCUGCAUUUCUAUUGUUGUUAACAAAUGGGAGGAACACGUGGUUCAGACAAACAGCAUGGCUGCAGAUUAAAUGAAAAAUUCUAAACUGGGGGACUGGGAAAUGUUUGAGAGCGUU